This is a messenger RNA of Cantharellus anzutake, 1485 nucleotides long. RefSeq names its product FAD dependent oxidoreductase. The record is from RefSeq and is a predicted model, not a curated record. The transcript is spliced from 9 exons. Lineage: Eukaryota; Fungi; Basidiomycota; Agaricomycetes; Cantharellales; Hydnaceae. Gene Ontology annotation, molecular function: oxidoreductase activity; FAD binding. The coding region runs from base 1 to 1485 and encodes 494 amino acids.
AUGCGGCGCGCACUUGACACCGUCGUUGUUUUUCUACUCCUCCCGAGUGUUUUGGCCUUUACACCACUGCCAGCGGUUGAUCUAGCCAUUGGUGCACGAGGUGUUGCCACAAACGACUCCACAUGCCUCGCUAUUCAGCAAGCUAUCUCAAGUGCUUCUUCCGUCUAUUACCCCUCAGAUCCUCAAUAUUCUCAAGAUAUCUGGCAUUUCAUGAAUUCGAGCAUUCAGUACCCGAAGUGCACCGUUGAACCAGGGACUGUUCAAGAUGUGUCGAAAAUUAUGAAAAUCCUGGCCAACUCUACUUCUCCUUUUGCUGUGAAAUGUGGUGGCCAUGCUUCCAACCAGGGCUUCAGCUCUACGACUGGCGUUCUUAUUGCCAUGACUCGUUUUAACAAAGUUAUCUACCACCCCGAGACGAGCACCGCGGAUAUCCCGACAGGCGUCAUUUGGGAUGAUGUGUACGCAGCUCUUGAGCCUCAUGGUGUCAAUGUCGUUGGCGGACGUGUGUCUGGAGUUGGCGCGACUGGAGUAACGCUUGGUGGAGGGUAUUCAUGGUUGACAAACCUCUAUGGGUUGACGGUGGAUUCUGUCACCGCAUUCGAACUCGUCCUACCUAGUGGGGAAGUCGUCGAAGUCACGAAUGAUAAUAAGUUCCGUGAUCUUUUCUUUGCCUUAAAGGGUGGUUUCAAUAAUUUUGGGAUUGUGACGAAAUUUACUUUGACGACCUAUCCUCAAGGCCAAAUUUGGGCAGGGUUAAUUCUUUACUCCGGGUCACACUGGGACAAGCUCGCAGACGCAACGGUUGACUUCCAAAAUUCAAAUACCGAUCCCAACGCCAACGUUCUCCCCUCGUUCAAUCAGUAUCCAAACGGAACACAAGUCGCGGCUGUGCUCGUAUUCUACAAUAAGCCUACUGCUCCACCUGGACUGUUCGACAAAUUUUUGAACGUUCCGAGUAUUUCUCAAAAUGUCACAACGAGGAGCUUUCGGGAUUUCAUUCUGAGUAUCCCGAGUAACGCAGAGGCCGGUUUCCGUGGAGCUUUCAAGGGGGUAUCUUUAGCAGAAUUCUCGCCCGGUAUUCUAAAGACAAUCCUUGCAGAAAUUCCAACUUGGAGUGCCUACAAUGGAGCGAAUUCUGGAGUGUUCGUUUCGUACGACAUGGAGCCAUUCCUAACUAGCAUCCCAAAGCACGCUACUCCGAGUGCAUUCCCACACGACAAAUUCGCUUCCCCCAUGAACAUCUACUUUGCUUGGACAUCUCCUGACUCCGACGGUGCCCAGAUGCAGGGAAUCGAGCAAACUGCGGCGAAUAUCGCUGCCGCCGCCAAGGCCGAAGGACAAGACAUUGACUCGUUAACUUUAUACCCAAAUUAUUGUCUUGCUGACACUCCGUUGGAGAAGAUGUACGGGAAUAAUGUACAGAGGUUGAAGAGCAUCAAGGAGGAGUAUGACCCUCUCAAUGUUAUGGGUCGUACAGGCGGGUGA